GACGAGCGGUGCGCAGCAACGUCCCAGAGGUCCCUCUGGCCCAAUUGUCCCACCAUGCCCGCCCCAAAAGCCCCCCCGCUCACCCCGGGAAGGGCCGACGCUCGGGAACAACAACAACGCGACUUUGCAGUCGGGCGGCUGUACCUCGUCGCGCGAGCGGACGGCAAGCUGCGCCCGGCGAUCGUGCUCAAUUCGCGCCCGUCCAAGCUCGCCGGCGCGCAGGACGCGUACAUCUCCUUUGUGGGGGAAGACAAGCGCCUCGACUCGUGGGUGCCGGCCUCGGCGCUCGGCGAGGAGGUUGCGGCGCCCGGGCCGAGCAGGCUACCAUCUAAUGGUGACGCACCCCACGGCGCGUCGGCGCCCGCGAACGGACGCGAUUUGCGAGAGGACAUCUCCGAGGCGUCCACCCCGGAGCGCGAGCAUGCGGCCGUGACGCGAGUGCGCAACUUUGAAGACGUGAGGUUUGGCGAGUACCUCAUCAAGACCUGGUACUACUCGCCGUACCCGCUUCCAUUGGCCGAGACAGGCGGCGUCGCCUCGGCGUCGUUGUUGACCGCCGAUGGCCCGAAGCGUGGGAGGAAGCGCAAGGAUCCGCCAGGCCCCACGCCGGGAGCAUCAAAGCUCCGACCUUCGGCGCCGAGCACGAGCGACUUGCUCGCGGCAGGCGUCGGCAAGGGCGGGGAAGGCGCGCGAGGGCGGCUGUGGGCGUGCGAUCUGUGUUUCAAGUACAUGCGCACGCGGGCAGGAUGGGAGAUGCACACUACGUCGUGCACGCAGCUCCAGCCGCCAGGACGGAAGGUGUACCAGCGAGGAAGCUACACCAUUUGGGAAGUGGACGGCGCGCACGCUACACUGUACUGCCAGAACCUCAGCUUGUUUGGCAAGCUGUUUAUAGAUCAUAAAUCAGUCUUCUUUCACGUGGAGAACUUCCUCUUCUACGUGCUAUGUGACGCGGCGACGUCAAAACGCGACCAGGUCAUGGCUUUCUUCUCCAAGGAGAAGCUCUCAUACGACGACUAUAAUCUCGCCUGCAUUGUUACAUUCCCUCCUCAUCAAAACAGGGGCUUCGGCAAGCUUCUCAUGGAAUUCAGUUACUACCUCACCCGGCAUCCGUCAACACGACCUCCUUCACUAUCGCCAGGAACGCCAGAACGGCCACUGUCAGAUCUCGGGCUCAAGGGAUACAUGGCGUACUGGACGUCUGUCGUGCUCCGUGUAUGCCGCCAGCUGCUGUCUGAGCCAGCUCCACCCCCGCCGCCAACGCCAACGAAGCCAAAGUCCACGGAGGGCCGCUCGUUGCGGGAACGGAAACCGCCAGUCAAGGAGGAGGUGCACGAGACGGUGUUGGUAAAUGGAUACCACUUCACCAAGCGGCUCGACCCCGUACACAAGGGGCAGUACGCCGUCACGACAACCAUGUCGACCCUCGCUCGUGCGGCCCACCUCCGAACGGACGACGUUGCGCUCACACUCGAGGAGCUGGGGUUCUUGAAGAAGCGGCACCACAUUACGCGCAAGCAACCCAGGCGACGUGACGACGAUGAUGAGGAGCACCAUGACGACGACGAAGAAGAAGAGGCCCUCGGGGAGUGGAAGGACGUCGAGGUGGUCAUCACACGAGAGGCCGUCGACGAGCAGUGGGCCAAGUGGAGAGUACGGGACGCGGGGGUCCUGGACGAGAAGUACUCACUCCUGUAGCACGGCUAGCCAUGCCACCACAUGUAGCCUGUCA
Molecule: messenger RNA, 1732 nt
Organism: Vanrija pseudolonga
Lineage: Eukaryota; Fungi; Basidiomycota; Tremellomycetes; Trichosporonales; Trichosporonaceae
Gene: HAM1
Product: Histone acetyltransferase of the MYST family 1
Exons: 12
Coding region: 55-1698 (547 amino acids)
Biological process (GO): positive regulation of transcription by RNA polymerase II; negative regulation of DNA-templated transcription
Cellular component (GO): MSL complex; chromatin
Molecular function (GO): histone H4K16 acetyltransferase activity; transcription coregulator activity
Source: RefSeq, a predicted model, not a curated record